Molecule: messenger RNA, 5728 nt
Organism: Thlaspi arvense
Lineage: Eukaryota; Viridiplantae; Streptophyta; Magnoliopsida; Brassicales; Brassicaceae
Source: the annotation of a GenBank genome assembly
CUAAGCUUCAGGCAUAUAUAAAUAGCUAUCACCUGCCGAUUAUUUGUAAUCAUCAUAACGCACCAAAUAAAGCUCUCAACUUCUUUGUGAAAGCUUCAACCUUUUUCUGCAAAUCUCAUCACUUUUGAGAACUCAAGAUUUAUUUAUUUAUUAAUUAAUUCACAAGUUGUUAAUGGCUCUAGCUAAAGAGAUUAUGGGUUCUCGUCUGAUCUUUGAGAGAUCAUCACUCGCGUCGUCUUCUUCUCCGUUUCAGUCGCGUUUAUCCAUCAAGAAGAGGACGCAGAGAACGCAAUUCUCGAUCAACCCUUUUGACCCGAGACCGAUGAGAGCCGCUGUCUCCGGAAGCGUCGUGGCGGCGAUCAGCGAGGAUUUGGUCAAAACGCUGCGUAUUAGCACUGUCGGUAGGAAUCAAGAAAAGAAGGAGAAGGAGGAAGAGGAGAAGGCGGUGAAGUUUAAGGUGAGAGCGGUUGCGACGGUGAGGAACAAGAACAAGCAAGAUUUUAAAGAGACUCUGGUUAAGCAUUUGGAUGCUUUUACUGAUAAAAUCGGUAGAAAUGUCGUCUUGGAGCUUAUCAGCACUCAAGUUGAUCCAAAAACGAAUGAGCCGAAGAAGAGUAAAGCGGCGGUAUUAAAAGAUUGGUCAAAGAAAUCGAAUUCAAAAGCGGAGAAAGUCCAUUACACGGCGGAGUUCACGGUGGAUUCCGCCUUCGGUUCGCCGGGAGCCAUCACGGUGACGAACAAACAUCAAAAAGAGUUCUUCCUUGAGAGCAUCACCAUCGAAGGUUUCGCAUGUGGCCCUGUUCAUUUCCCUUGUAACUCAUGGGUCCAAUCCCAAAAGGACCACCCAUCAAAACGAAUUUUCUUCACUAAUCAGCCUUAUUUGCCGAGCGAGACACCGUCCGGUCUAAGGACACUAAGGGAGAAAGAGUUGGAGAAUCUAAGAGGAAAUGGUGAAGGAGAAAGAAAAUUAUCAGACAGAAUCUACGACUAUGAUGUCUACAACGACAUAGGAAAUCCCGACAUAUCACCGGAACUAGCCCGUCCGACAUUUGGCGGUCGUGAGUUUCCUUACCCUAGACGCUGUCGAACCGGCCGGUCUUCCACAGAUACAGAUCUAAUGUCCGAGAGACGAGUAGAGAAACCAUUACCGAUGUAUGUGCCACGAGAUGAGCAGUUCGAGGAGUCUAAGCAGGACACUUUUGCUGCGUGUAGGCUUAAGGCGGUCUUACAUAACCUAAUACCUUCGCUAAAAGCCAGCAUUUUGGCUGAAGACUUUGCUAACUUUGGUGAGAUAGAUAGUCUUUACAAAGAAGGCUUGCUUCUCAAGUUAGGGAUUCAAGAUGAUAUGUUCAAGAAGUUCCCUUUGCCUAAGAUCGUCACUACUCUCCAAAAAUCUAGCGAAGGGUUACUCAGAUACGAUACUCCCAAAAUAGUUUCAAAGGAUAAAUACGCAUGGCUUCGUGAUGACGAGUUCGCACGCCAAGCCAUAGCUGGAAUCAACCCAGUCAACAUAGAACGAGUCACGGCUUAUCCACCGGUCAGCAAUCUUGACCCCGAGAUCUAUGGUUCAGACUUACACUCCGCUCUCACCGAAGACCACAUCAUCGGUCACCUUGACGGCUUGUCCGUGCAACAAGCGGUAGAGACGAACCGAUUGUUUAUGGUGGACUACCACGACAUAUACUUACCAUUUCUAGACCGAAUCAAUGCGUUGGAUGGACGCAAGGCUUACGCAACUCGAACCAUAUUCUUCUUGACUCGUCUCGGUACACUCAAACCUAUAGCCAUCGAGCUAAGCCUCCCUCCUCAAUCAGGCCCUAACCGAAAGUCCAAGCGCGUGGUUACACCUCCUGUAGACGCAACCUCCAACUGGACUUGGCAGCUCGCAAAGGCCCACGUCGGGUCCAAUGACGCUGGCGUCCACCAGCUUGUCAACCACUGGCUACGCACUCAUGCGUGUUUGGAGCCGUUUAUAUUGGCUGCUCAUAGACAACUGAGCGCUCUGCAUCCUAUAUUCAAGUUGUUGGAUCCUCACAUGAGAUACACUUUGGAGAUCAAUGCCGUGGCUCGACAAACUUUGGUUAGUGCGGACGGUGUGAUCGAGUCAUGUUUCACGGCGGGCCAAUACGGUCUGGAGAUUAGCGCCGCUGCUUACAAGAAUCGAUGGCGGUUCGAUAUGGAAGGUCUCCCUGCUGAUCUCAUCCGAAGGGGAAUGGCUGUUCCGGACCCAACACAACCACAUGGACUAAAACUACUUGUCGAGGAUUACCCAUACGCCAACGAUGGUCUCUUACUAUGGUCCGCCAUCCAAACCUGGGUCCGAACCUACGUGGAGCGUUAUUACCCUAACCCGAACCUAAUCCGAACCGACACAGAGCUCCAAGCCUGGUACUCCGAGUCGAUCAACGUAGGUCACGCUGACCACCGCGACGCUGAGUGGUGGCCGGAGCUUUCCACCGUGGAUGACCUCGUCUCCGUCAUAACCACCAUAGUCUGGCUCGCCUCAGCACAACACGCUGCUCUCAAUUUCGGUCAGUAUCCGUACGGCGGCUACGUCCCGAAUCGACCGCCGUUGAUGCGACGGUUGAUUCCCGACGAGUCAGAUCCCGAGUUCGCGAAGAGAACCUAUGAACUUAACCAAAACCAAAUCAUAAACCGAAGGCCGUUAAACUUGACGGCGGCCGUCCCGUUUCGUCUUUCUCUGUUUUCUCUGUUCUCAGGAAGUCCUGGUUCUGUUAACUCGGAUGUGACUCGUUGCUCUGAGUUAAUUCGAGUGCCGAGUUUAGUCGAAGGAUGCGAUUACAAGCACUGGCUGGUGCUCAUGAAGUCUCCCAAGGGAUACCCACCUCGAAACGACAUCGUCCGAGGCUUUAUCAAAACCUUAGCCAUGGCUCUAGGGAGGGUUCAUGAACCUUUGACUUACAAGAUAAGAUCUCUGCCUGAUGUUAAAUGGGUUCUACCAGAUUCAUUUAUAGUCGAUGGUGACAGUGGAUAUGGAGGAGAACCAUUCAUCGAUGGGGAAGUUGUCCCAUAUGAUGAGAAGUACCAUGCGGACUGGCUACGAGAUCAAACUGACGACGAUGCUAAAAACCGAGUGUUCAAAAAGAAGCCUAGGAGAAAAAGAAAGAAGAAGUUGAACUAAUUGGAGAUACAUUUAGUUGCAAGUCUUUUUGCUUCAGUGUGUAGCUAGCUACUCAAGCCUGAGGAUUAAUCCUGAAUGAGUCUUCUAGUGUUACAACUUACUACCAUUAGCUAUUGUAAAGAGCCUUAGGUGUAAUGGUAGCUGAAUGAAAUAUUCAAUCAACCCGAGAUAUAUUGAUUCAUUAUAAAUCUCUGUAUUGAUUCAUUAUAGUUCUCUGUAUUGAUUCACUUUACCGAUUCAUUAUAGUUCAGUUUUUGGUAGUGACAUGACAUCUAACCUGUUAGGUAAUGAAGUCUCCACAGAAAUAGACUAGUCCACCAAAUGGCUGCUUCUCUGUAUCCGUUUGUCAAAUCUGGACCAUGUAGAAAACUAGAGGAGACGAAAGCAAACGACGGAAGAGUUUUUCUACACGGCAUUGAGUGGGGUUUGGUGGGAUUAACAAGUUUUUCUUCGUAACCAAAGGUAUGUAAUCUAAUCUGGCUUCAUAUAGAUACUGUUUUUGUCUGAAUACUGGAACAUGCUUGCGUAUGUACCCAUAUUCUAAAACAUUGACUAGGGAACAAAAAGCUUUACACCAGUGAAAUUCUUUUGUUGGUGAAGUACAGUCAAUUUAGGAUUUGAUCUGGUGGCACAAAAAUCCAAGUAAUACUGUCCCUUUUGAACACGCAUACAAUUCAGACUUAUACAUCUGUGGUUAUCAAAAUUGAGAAAAAUUGACUCACUGCUAAAAUAUCUAUGUAGCUCACUUUUUAAGCUACGUUUCUAUCACAACACCUGCAGAAUUUCAUGGAAUCCUAUGCUAUUUUCAUUUAUCUAACACAGCCUUGUAUACUAUGGUUUCCUAAUAGUAUCUGUACUUGUAGAAAAAUUAAACAAUUUUUAAUCUUCAUUGCGAUUAAUUACUCUGCUGGGGUGUAUAAACUGGUUCCUAGACUCUUGUACAGAGUAGUGUCUGAAUAUACGGCACGAGACCUCAUUGUCUUGUGUUUACGUCUCUUCCUUCGACCUGCUCGAUGUCUUGGGCGGACUUUUGCCUCUUUCUCUGUUUCCUCUUUUGCAACUUUGACAUCAUCAUCCUUACAUUUGAUGUCAUGAUGAACCUCAUUUGCACUUGCUACUGGAACAAUAUACACAAACGGUCCGUUUUGGAUGUCUUUGAGGUCUAGAAUUGGCUCUAGGGUCUUGACCACAGCGGUCAUAGUGGGUCGUGACUUAGGGUUGUGGCUCAGGCACUGAUAAGCCAAAGCAGCUGCCUUUCUUAUGCCUUCAAGCGAGUAUCUCCCUUCGAGACUCGGGUCUAUGAUCCUUUCAAGCUUGUUGGGAUCCUUUAACAUUGGUCUCGCCCAUUCCACUAGGUUCCUCCCUCUCUGUGACCGGUACUUCUCCACUGCUUUUCUAGCUGUUAGCAUCUCCAGAAGCACCACCCCGAAACUGAACACGUCGCUCAUAGUCGUCAAGUGACCUGAAACGGACCAAGAAACAUGAACUCAAGGCCUUUGGCAGCACCAAGCAGAAUCUUCACUCUUGUUAACCAAGGCAAGGCUCCACCAUACUCUGCAUUGCACCAAAAUGUAAUCGUAUUAUUGCCUCGUUCCAUGUAUUCGUAAACUAGAAGCCUGUGAGCAUCUUCACAGCAGUAUCCGAUCAAGUUCACAAGAUGCGGAUGCUUCAACUGACCAAGGAUUAUAACUUCAGCCUGCAUAAUGUUAAAGAAACGUUUUUUCUUAGUUACUUUGAUCCCAUUUCUCAUAUGAGCUGACAUAUAAUUCAUCAAUAUGCAGAUGGAGUAAAGAAAUAUUACCAGCCACUCUCUAUGGCCUUGUCCACCUUCUGGUUUCAAGGCCUUGACAGCGACAGGCUGGGCUUUCAAACCAGUCCUGAAGCUAUCAUCAAGAAACCCUUUGUAGACUUCCCCAAAUCCUCCUUCACCGAGGUAAUUAUACUUUGAGAAGCCUUGUGUGAUUGUUUUGAGCUCUUCAUAGGUGAAUAUGUGAAUGUCUAUGAGAAAAGAGUUUGAGAAGUCGUUGAGUGAGAUGGUUGAAUUGCUGAAAUCGGACAAGUAGACUCUGCUUCGAACAGAGGUUUGUCUGGAGAGCAUAAGAAGUCUUUCCUUUGAUGGGUUUGUUACUGUCUUCUGGUUUGUGUUGUUGAUGCAGCUUAUGGGAAGACAUAUAUUCUUCCAAGAAAAUCUCAUUGGUUUCAUCUGAAAGAAUCUUUCCUCUCUCUCUCUCUCUGUGUUUCUUUCAGAAGAUUUUUUUUGUCUUUCUAUAUGGUUAAUGGUUUUCUUUCUCUAAAUAUAUAUAGGAGAUGAUGAAACUUCUUUGAAAAGGCCUAGUGAGGAAUUAGAUAGAGAGAGAGAGAGAGAGAGAGAGGUGAGAGAUUGGUGAAGAAGACUCAAAAAAGUAAGUCUGUAGUCUUGAAAAGACAUCUAAGGAGGCAUUAGCCACUAAACAUAAUCAAAUGUGAUUAUAAUAUGCAAAUGUGUAAGAUUUUUCUUACACUCGCUCUUUUCUUUAUUGUUUUUUCAAUUUCAAACCUUAAAAUUUUUGAAUUAGAAAGCUAUUCAUCAAGUAGCAUAAUUUCCUG